UGCGUACAAAGGAAACUAGGAUAUGUAACCCCGGAUCUUUCCUUUUAGUUACUUUAUCUCGUCGUGACCAAUAAGUGCUUAGAUUCUGAACCCGGUAUCAAUGGACCUUGUCGUUGUUCCCUGCAACUCCUGCACUUCUCUCUACCCGCAAACGCCACUUCGACAGCGACUCUCAUCUCCUAAACGCGGCGCUUUUUCCUUCACAUGCCGACGCAAGACUACGUCAGAGCUCCAGUCGCCGGUGAGCGUUACCAGCACGAACGGUAAUCCUUUCCCUUCAAUUCCUACUCAUAAAGUCACCGUCCACGACAGAAAACAAGGUGUCGUUCACGAGUUUGUUGUUCCUGAGGACCAGUAUAUUUUACAUACGGCUGAAGCUCAAAACAUUACACUUCCAUUCGCUUGCAGGCACGGUUGCUGUACUAGCUGUGCGGUACGAGUAAAGUCUGGACAAAUAAGACAGCCUGAAGCUCUUGGGAUAUCUGCUGAACUGAAAGCAAAGGGGUAUGCGCUUCUUUGUGUGGGGUUUCCAUCUUCUGAUGUUGAAGUGGAAACACAAGAUGAGGAUGAGGUGUACUGGCUUCAAUUUGGAAGAUAUUUUGCUCGAGGACCAAUUGAACGGGAUGACUAUGCGUUGGAGCUAGCCCUGGGUGAUGAAUAAGCUGCUUACAUUUUAUCAGUUAAAGAUGAGCAUAAACCAUGUAAAGCCUGCAGCGGAUUCUUUAUCUUGUCAUUUUAUAUCAGUUGCCUUAAUUUUGCUCCUCCCCCAUAAAGUACUGUGAAUCUGUGAUUAUGACUCAGUGAAUAGUGGUCUUAACUUCUUCAAUGUGUGUUUCCCUGUGCCAAUUUAGCAUUUUCAGCAGUUCUUUUUGGCAUACUAUGAUUGAUUCUUUAGUUGUAUCUGCCAUAGUCCGUAAUAGAUCGUUUGCAUGU
This is a messenger RNA of Hibiscus syriacus, 933 nucleotides long. RefSeq names its product ferredoxin C 2, chloroplastic-like. NCBI's taxonomy places the organism in Eukaryota, Viridiplantae, Streptophyta, Magnoliopsida, Malvales, Malvaceae. Bases 101 to 661 code for a protein of 186 amino acids. The transcript has 6 exons. Gene Ontology annotation, molecular function: 2 iron, 2 sulfur cluster binding; electron transfer activity. Gene Ontology annotation, biological process: electron transport chain. The record is from RefSeq and is a predicted model, not a curated record.